CCCGUGCCGGUUUAGUAGCUGUGAGCGCCAUUGAGUUCCAGGCAUGGAGGGAGGCGGGUUGGGCCUCACCGUUUGCGUGCUGACUGGGGCCUCCCGGGGCUUCGGCCGCGCCCUGGCCCCGCUGCUGGCCCGGCUGCUGUCGCCCGGUUCGGUGCUGCUUCUGAGCGCACGCAGUGACUCGGCGCUGCGGCAGCUGGAGGAGGAGCUGGGCACACAGCAUCCAGGCCUGCGAGUGCUGCGGGCAGCGGCUGACCUCUGCACCGAGGCCGGCGUGCAGCAGCUGUUGUGCGCGGUGCGCGAGCUCCCCAGGCCCGAGGGGCUGCAGCGCCUGCUGCUCAUCAACAAUGCAGGUGAUACCGCCGACCAAACUGGGGCUCCAGGCUCUCACCGUUUGGGCUCUCUUGGGGAUGUUUCCAAAGGCUUCCUGAACGUGACCGACCCAGCCGAGGUGAACAAUUACUGGACUCUGAACCUGACCUCCAUGCUCUGCUUGACCUCGGGCACCCUGAAUGCCUUCCCGGAUAGCCCUGGCCUCAGCAAGACGGUGGUUAACAUCUCCUCUCUGUGUGCCCUGCAGCCCUAUAAGGGCUGGGCGCUGUACUGCGCCGGGAAGGCUGCCCGAGACAUGUUGUACCAGGUCCUAGCUGCUGAGGAACCUGGCGUGAGGGUGCUAAGCUAUGCUCCAGGUCCCCUGGACACAGACAUGCAGCAGUUGGCUCGAGAAACCUCCAAGGACCCAGAGUUAAGAAACGGACUGCAGAAGCUGAAGUCGAAUGGGGAGCUGGUGGAUUGUGGGACAUCAGCCCAGAAGCUACUGAGCUUGCUGCAAAAGGACACCUUCCAGUCUGGAGCUCACAUAGACUUCUAUGACAGUUAAAGUCCGUGUCCUACCACAGUGCCCUCCCCAGCCCUGCCUAACACAAACGUAAGCCCUCAGACCCAGCCAGCAGGGCGUGGCUGGCAUCAUCAGUCAUCAGAAGGCUUCUGCAGGGGGCUAGAGAGAGCAUUGUUGGGUGCUGGUAUCCCCAGAAAGAGAAGUUUAGAGCCGGGAAGAGGAGGAGAAGCUGAGACACUGGAGAGGAGGCUGAGCGUCUUGCCUGUGGGGUGAAGAGGGUGUGCCCUGAUGCAGAAAGAGGACCGAGGGCAUCACGGCGAUGGUCCUUGAACUUCCCAUCUUUGUUCUGCUGCCGUCUUCCUCUGACACCCACCGUUUCUCCCCCGACUCUGGUCCAAAUACAUAGUUGUAAGGCAGGAGCAGUAGAGUGCGUGUUGCCCUUCAUGGAUGCCUGCUGUCCUCUUCUAGAGGUCAUUAGCUAGGGUGUCCUGAGCGUGUCACUGCUUGCUCUUCCCAGAGUAUUGCCAGGCAGCUGUCUGCCUCCUUUCAUUGAGGCCCACAUAGUGGUUAUUAUAGGUCCAAAGUCAUUCAGGUAGAAAUGCCAGGACGCCUGUGCCUUUGUCAUGCUUCUGUCCACACUGACUCACCUUUCCUGCCAUUUUCUGGAGGGUCCUAGAGCUAGCCGGUGAGUAUCCAUCCUCAGCGCCCAAUGCACAGCAGACAGCCCUCAUCAGUGAGGACCUGGAUUUCUAGUUCCACCCCUUGCCAACCCAGAAGCUCUGUAAAUAGGCCCAGGCUCCUGUGGUGACCUCUAGCCCACCUUUCUGUUUGUGUUAAAAGAACUCGCUGGUCCUCCUUGUGCCCAGCAGAGGGCGCAUUGGGGCUGUGCAGCGUGAAAAGGUGGGGCUUGCUUGCCCUUUCUGCAGGGAAUACCACAACUGUUGAGGAUUCCCCAAGGUGGAAGGGGGUAACUUCUAUCACCUUUCCCAGUGGAGUCUUUACCCUCUCUGGAAUGGAAAUGGCCGCUUCAGACUUCUGCUCCACUGACCAGCUGGUAACCCACAGCAAGUUGCUCUUGUGCCUCUGAAAUGACUGUAUAUUACAAUGCACUUAAAUAAAGCAUUGCACCCGUCCAAAAGGGUCAUUGUG
Molecule: messenger RNA, 1984 nt
Organism: Myodes glareolus (Bank vole)
Lineage: Eukaryota; Metazoa; Chordata; Mammalia; Rodentia; Cricetidae
Source: RefSeq, a predicted model, not a curated record